This is a messenger RNA of Glycine soja, 930 nucleotides long. Its product is annotated as lectin-like. Bases 28 to 735 code for a protein of 235 amino acids. The transcript has a single exon. The record is from RefSeq and is a predicted model, not a curated record. NCBI's taxonomy places the organism in Eukaryota, Viridiplantae, Streptophyta, Magnoliopsida, Fabales, Fabaceae. Gene Ontology annotation, molecular function: carbohydrate binding.
AUUCAAAAUAUAUCAUCAAUUAUAAGCAUGGGUUUGUGGAACACAACGAAUGCAGUGUCUUGCCGCUUUCACAAGUUUGGUGAUGACCAAAAGAAUCUGGUCUUCCAAGGUGAUGCCACGUCUUCUUCCAGGGGCAUAGAACUCACAAAGUUAGACGGUGGAGGAAAACCAGUGGGUGGCAGUGUGGGGAGAGUGUUAUACUCUUCUCCAGUGCACCUUUGGGAAAGCUCUACAGUGGUCGCAAGCUUUGAAACCGACUUCACCUUUUCCAUCUCAUCAGACUCUACUACUCCAGGUGAUGGCCUUGCCUUCUUCAUUGCACCAUUUGACACUAAAAUCCCUCCAAACUCUGGUGGGAGCAACCUUGGACUCUUCCCAUCAGACAAUGUUGUUGCUGUCGAGUUUGACACCUACCCUAAUCGUGAUAAGGGGGAUCCAGAUUAUAGACACAUUGGUAUCGAUGUCAACUCUAUUGUCUCCAAGGCAACUGCUAGGUGGGAGUGGCAAAAUGGCAAAAUAGCCACUGUACAUAUCAGCUAUAACUCUGCCUCUAAGAGACUCACUGUUGCUGCUUUCUAUCCUGGCACUCAAACUGUGACACUCUCCCAUGAUAUUGAGCUCAACAAAGUGCUUCCUGAAUGGGUUAGGGUUGGAUUAUCUGCUUCAACUGGACAGCAGAAACAAACAAAUACCAUUCACUCAUGGUCUUUAGCCUUCAACAACCGUAUCGGAUGAUUCUGGUCAUUCACUUUCCAUCUUAAUAAAUCUCAUCUAGCUAUGCUAUGUUGUGUUGUGUGCCAAUAAUUAAGGACAAAUAAGGAGACUAGAGUACGUACUACCUAGUCCACUACUGCUUAAUUAUGUACGUACGUGUCUGUUAUUUCACUUUUAUAAGUAAUGAAUAUGAAUAUUAUGUUAUUAAGAGUACAA